GUUUUUCAGCAGGAAGUUCAGUCUCCCGGGCCGUACACACAGGGAACCAUCCGAAGAUACAUCGUCCAGAACAACGAGCAGGAAGUUCAGUCUCCCGGGCCGUACACACAGGAGACCGUCCGGAGAUACAUCGUCCAGAACAAUGAACAGCAGGAAGUUCAGUCUCCCGGGGCCGUACACACAGGAGACCGUCCGGAGAUACAUCGUCCAGAACAACGAGCAGGUAACGGGUUCCAGAAUCUACAAAUAGAAUCGAGAGAACAUUCCAGAACCAGAUACUCAGGAAGUUCAGUCUCCCGGGCCGUACACACAGGGAACCAUCCGAAGAUACAUCGUCCAGAAUCCGGAGCAGGAGAUGCAGAGCGGGACGAUCAGACGCUACAUCGUCCAAAAUCCCGAACAGGAUGUUCAGACGGAGACGGUUCGGAGGUACAUUGUGCAGAAUCCUGACCAGUCCUACCUGAAGGGAGUCAAUUACAUGCCGGCAAACAGCGUCAUCUACGAGAAGACCUACACGAGGCUGGACAAUGCUCCGACGGACAGACAGGUGCAGGUAGUGCGGGGGAGCAGCGCGUCAUCCUCCAUUAAUGAACAAGUCAUCGAGCAGAAUAAUCAGAGCAAGACCCAAUCCGUCCAAUCCGUCCAAUCCGUCCAAUCCGUCCAAUCUACAGAGAAUGUGGUGUCGGAGAAUUAUCAGCAGAAAGUGAACGUACAGAAUAUACAGAACACCGAGCAGGUGAAGAAGAGGAACAGCUCCGUCUCGGGGCCCGAACAGCUGGACGCGCGUUACUUCGGGGAACUCCUGGCGGAACUCAGCCGCAAGAACAACGACCUGUACAGCUGCCUCCUGCAACACGUGGAGAAGAUCGGCGCCAGGAAACCGUCGGAUUCUGAGUAUCAGGAAGACAUCGAAUCGCUGAUCCCUAAAGGCGUCUCUGAACUCACCAAACAGCAAAUCCGCUACCUGCUGCAGAUGAGGCAGACCUCCGAUAAGUCGAUGAAACUCGUUCUGGCCACCUUCAGCAGCCUGCGGGAAGAACUGGGACACUUACAGGACGAUCUGAAUAAAUUAGAAACUGCCAAAAAGUCUCUGGAGGGAGAUCUGAGCUUCAAGGACGACCAGAUCAGAGAAUACGAGACCAUCCUGGCCUCCCUGAGGGAGAAGAACCGCCUGCAGCAGCAAGAAUUGAAGGACAGUCAGAUGAAGCAGCGCGGAUUGGACGAGACGAUCUCCUCCCUGCGCAACGCUGACAGCGACAGAGAAUACCGACUGAAGGAGCUGGAGUACGCCAAGAACGCCAUGCAGCAGGAGAACAAGAAUCUGCGGGUCCAGGUCACCGAAACCGUCUCCAACCCCAUGCUGCAGUCCAAGACGGAUGAGGUGACCCGACAUUACAAGGAGAUGAUCGAGAACCUCCGGGAGGAGAAGGACAAGGAGGUCCGCUCCCUGCGGUCUCAGGUCUCCAAGUUCCAGCACGACAUGACGGUGAAGCAAGGCAGCAGCAGCGACCUGCAGAUGAAGCUCCUGGAGCUGACGUCCUCGCUGGAGGAGAGAGACUCGCUGAUCAAGAGGCAGCAGGAGGAACUUCUUCGGUUGCGCACACAGAGAGAGUCGAAGAACGUCACCCAGGAAGUCAUCACAAGGAAAUACAGCACCCAGUACCCCAUCCUGAGGCUGCUGAACGACUACAAAGACACCAACCCGGGGAUGACGACAUCGCAGACAUUCGUGCUGGAGCGAAGAUCAGACAGCUGGAAACAG
Molecule: messenger RNA, 1762 nt
Organism: Staurois parvus
Lineage: Eukaryota; Metazoa; Chordata; Amphibia; Anura; Ranidae
Source: the annotation of a GenBank genome assembly